AUGUCCAAUUUGCAGGUUCUCGCUCGCCGCUGCCCUGUCAUGAGCAAAGCUCUGGCUGUCCAGAGUGCCCGGAUGAGUGGGACUAAGCGCUUCACCUCUUCCGCGGCCGGUGUGCCCACCAUGAAGCCCCUCCGCGCUCCGACUGAGAAGCGGUCGCUGCACACCACGGGUGGUCACCCUGCCAGCGUUGCUCCGGGCUCCUUCGAGAAGAAUGAGCAGGUUCACCCUAACCUUGCUCGCCCGCUUCGUGCCGCCCCCGCCGCUGAAGCCGCAAUUCACGCCCAACAAUCAGCCACUGCUCCCACCGCCCAAUUCGACUACAAUGCAUUCUACAACGGAGAAUUGGAGAAGAAGCACAAAGACAAGUCGUACCGCUACUUCAACAACAUCAAUCGCCUCGCCCAGGAGUUCCCCCGGGCCCAUACCGCCUCUACCGAAGAGCGCGUGACGGUCUGGUGCUCCAAUGAUUAUCUCGGUAUGGGACGCAACCGCCAAGUGCUCGAAUCCAUGCACCGCACACUUGAUACUUACGGUGCCGGUGCUGGUGGUACCCGUAACAUCUCGGGUCACAACCAACACGCAGUGCAGCUGGAAGACACCCUGGCCAAGUUGCACGGAAAGGAGGCCUCGCUCGUCUUCAGCUCGUGCUUUGUUGCCAACGACGCCACUCUUGCUACUCUUGGCAGCAAGUUGCCCGAUUGCGUGAUUCUUUCCGACAGCCUCAACCAUGCUUCGAUGAUUCAGGGUAUCCGUCACUCUCAGGCAAAGAAAAUGGUCUUCAAGCAUAACGACCUGGUGGACCUGGAAACGAAGUUGGCUUCGCUACCGCUCCAUGUGCCCAAGAUCAUUGCUUUCGAGUCCGUGUACAGCAUGUGUGGAUCGAUCGCCCCCAUUGAGAAGAUCUGUGAUUUGGCUGAGAAAUACGGUGCUAUCACUUUCCUGGAUGAGGUGCAUGCCGUUGGCAUGUACGGACCCCACGGCGCCGGUGUUGCCGAGCACCUGGAUUACGAGGUUUAUGCUUCGCAGGACACUGCUUCUCCAAAGAGCACCAAGGGAACUGUGAUGGAUCGUAUUGAUAUCAUUACUGGUACCCUGGGCAAGGCCUACGGAUGUGUUGGUGGUUACAUUGCGGCCUCUGCAAACUUGGUCGACACUAUCCGUUCUCUCGCACCGGGCUUCAUUUUCACUACGUCUCUCCCUCCUGCUACCAUGGCCGGUGCCGACACCGCCAUUCAGUACCAGGCUGAGCAACCCCGUGACCGUGUGCUUCAGCAGCUGCACACUCGUGCAGUGAAGUCUGCCCUGAAGGAUCUGGACAUUCCCGUUAUUCCCAAUCCCUCGCACAUUGUGCCCCUCCUUGUCGGCGAUGCCGAGGUCGCCAAGCGCGCCUCGGAUAAGUUGCUCGAGGAGCACGGUAUCUAUGUUCAGGCCAUCAACUAUCCCACUGUUCCCCGUGGCGAGGAGCGUCUGCGUAUCACCCCCACUCCCGGCCACACUAAGGAGCUGCGUGACCACCUGGUUCAGGCCGUGCAGGCCGUUUGGAACGACUUGGGCAUCAAGCGUACCAGUGACUGGGAGAAGCUCGGCGGUUUCGUCGGUGUCGGUGUUGCCGGCGCUGAAGACGCCAACCAGCCCAUCUGGGAAGAUGCCCAGUUGGGUCUGACCCCAGCUGAGUCUCUUGAGGGUGCUAUCUCUCGUGAGCUCGAGGCCGGAGCUCAGGCUUCCCAGGCUACCGCUGUCCCACUUAUGAAGACUGGCAUUCCCCAGGGUACCCGUGCCUCCUCGACCAUCGCUUCCACCCCCGUUGGUGUGGUCGCCUAA
Penicillium longicatenatum is the source of this 1821-nucleotide messenger RNA. RefSeq names its product 5-aminolevulinic acid synthase HemA (gene hemA). Gene Ontology annotation, cellular component: mitochondrion. Gene Ontology annotation, molecular function: pyridoxal phosphate binding; 5-aminolevulinate synthase activity. NCBI's taxonomy places the organism in Eukaryota, Fungi, Ascomycota, Eurotiomycetes, Eurotiales, Aspergillaceae. The record is from RefSeq and is a predicted model, not a curated record. The transcript is spliced from 2 exons. Gene Ontology annotation, biological process: heme biosynthetic process. Bases 1 to 1821 code for a protein of 606 amino acids.